CAGCAAGCUAUCUUCAUGGCGAUAAUCCCAAAUAUGCAGGCAAGCAAUCGACCGUCUAUCUCUAGUACAUGUUAGCUUGAAGACGGCGAACGUUGAUCGAUUUGUAUCUUCUUCUCUCCCCACCAGGCGAGAUCUCUCCAGGCCUGGCACAUUAAAUCAAUAAUUCAACAGUGCCCUUCUGGACACUCACUUGAGAAUCACCCAUCAUAGGGUUCAACAGGUUAUCAAGAAAGUUUCAGCAGGGAUGCUUACCCCCCACCCGGCUACUUGCAUCCCCCUUACCAGGGUUUCUCUCCCCCACCUUCCCAGUAUUCGUAGUGGUGUCAGACAGAUUGAUUCUGUUGCUUGGAAGCAUGGUGAAGUUGAAUUCAGUACACGAAUCCAUAUAUGUGGAUCCUGGCCAUCUUCUUCUAAAUUUAAAUUUAGUAGAAUGUCUCUAAAUUAUAAAAUGUUCAAACACCAUAGAUUGCCAAGGUGCAUUGCUGUCAAAUCUGAACUUGGUGGUACUGACUCCGCAGGUGUUGUACGUUCAUUUCCAGAGCUGUGGCUGGGCUCAAAAAUGAGAGGAAUUGGCUUCUAUGCUGCAACCUCUUUCUCUGCCAUAUUUUUGUUUGUGUUAAUGGCUGCUGCACAUCCUUUUGUACUCUUAUUUGAUCGUUACCGUAGAAAAGCUCAUCACCUUGUUGCAAUGGUUUGGGCAAAAUUAACCGUCUCUCCAUUCUACAAGAUUGAUAUUAAGGGAUUGGAAAAUUUGCCUCCCAAUGAUGCACCUGCUGUAUUUGUAUCUAACCACCAGAGCUUUUUGGAUAUUUACACUCUCCUUACUCUUGGGAGAAGCUUCAAAUUCAUUAGCAAGACUGCUAUUUUUCUCUUUCCUAUCAUUGGCUGGGCCAUGUAUCUGAUGGGAACUAUUCCAUUGAGGCGUAUGGACACCAAAAGCCAAAUGGAUUGUCUUAAAAGAUGCAUGAAUCUAAUCAACAAGGGAGCAUCUGUUUUUUUCUUCCCAGAGGGUACUCGCAGCAAAGAUGGAAAGCUGGGGGUUUUCAAGAAAGGGGCAUUCAGCGUUGCUGCCAAAACUGGAGUUCCUCUUGUUCCAAUCACUCUUGUUGGAACCGGAAAAAUAAUGCCAGCAGGAAUGGAAGGCAGGGUAAAUUUCGGAUCAGUUAAAGUUGUGAUUCAUCAACCCAUAAAAGGGAGCGAUCCAGACGCGCUAUGCAGAGAGGCGAGAAAUGUGAUUGAGAAUCAGCUUGCAAUCCAAUGAUGAUAAGAGAGAAUGAGAUGCGCAGAAUUCUUAUUCGAUUUCAGGCUCCAAAGGGUUUUUGCCUAUUUUAAAAGCACUGCAAGGGGUCUGCUUUGCCAUUCUUCCAAGAACAGAAUGCUACAUUACUAUAGGUAAUACGGAUUUUACUAUAUACAAAUACGAGAUUCCUUUACACUAUGUUUGGUUUAGAAAAUUAGGACGGAAAAAGAACAAGGAAAAGAAAGUUGAAUAAACCAAAAAUUUGAGUUUUGCUUCGUUAGUUGGAAAAAUUGAUGAGAAUAUUAUUAUUCAUUAACUCUUUUGUUUGAUUGUUGUAGAGAAAAACGUAAGAAGACAUGGUUGAAGAAAUUUACCUGGCUAGGAGUAAAACAUAAAAAAAGCAUCAAAAUAGACUAUAGAAUAAGACUACUGUGUUCUG
This is a messenger RNA of Cuscuta campestris, 1679 nucleotides long. The record is from the annotation of a GenBank genome assembly. Lineage: Eukaryota; Viridiplantae; Streptophyta; Magnoliopsida; Solanales; Convolvulaceae.